Peromyscus leucopus (white-footed mouse) is the source of this 3099-nucleotide messenger RNA. It is a transcript of the gene Gtf2ird1, whose product is annotated as GTF2I repeat domain containing 1. Gene Ontology annotation, cellular component: nucleus. Gene Ontology annotation, biological process: transcription by RNA polymerase II. Gene Ontology annotation, molecular function: DNA-binding transcription factor activity. NCBI's taxonomy places the organism in Eukaryota, Metazoa, Chordata, Mammalia, Rodentia, Cricetidae. The record is from RefSeq and is a predicted model, not a curated record.
CCGCGCAGCCCCCGGCCGGCCGCCCGCACCGCGUCCGCCCUCCUUCCCUCCCUCCCUCCGCUGAUCCUGUCCCCCAUUCCCGGAUUAUUAACUCGGCAACCAAAGGCGACUGGAUCCACCGAGUCCUGGCCACCGGGCCGGGGCCGGGGCGCCCGGAGCGCUUGGGGAUCCUGCAAGGUGACCAUGGCCUUGCUGGGGAAGCACUGUGACAUCCCCACCAACGGCUGCGGGUCUGAGCGCUGGAACUCCACCUUCACCCGCAAGGACGAGCUCAUCAACAGCCUGGUGUCCGCCUUAGACUCCAUGUGCUCGGCGCUCUCCAAGCUGAACACGGAGGUGGCCUGUGUGGCGGUGCACAAUGAGAGCGUCUUCGUGAUGGGCACCGAGAAGGGACGGAUGUUUCUGAACACCCGGAAGGAGCUCCAGUCAGACUUCCUCAGGUUCUGCCGGGGACCCCUAUGGAAGGAUCCAGAAGCAGGACACCCUAAAAAGGUGCAACGCUGUGAGGGUGGUGGCCGGAGCAUCCCGCGGUCCUCACUGGAGCAGUGCUCGGAUGUGUACCUGCUGCAGAAGAUGGUAGAGGAAGUGUUUGAUGUUCUUUAUAGUGAGGCUAUGGGCAGGGCCAGCGUGGUCCCUUUGCCCUAUGAGAGGCUGCUCAGGGAGCCGGGGCUACUGGCUGUACAGGGACUGCCCGAGGGCCUGGCCUUCCGGAGGCGCGAGUAUGACCCCAAGGCGCUCAUGGCCAUUUUGGAGCACAGCCACCGAAUACGGUUUAAGCUCAGGAGGCCUCCUGAUGAUGGUGGGCGGGACUCAAAGGCGCUGGUGGAGAUGAACGGUAUCUCCCUGCUACCCAAGGGGUCCCGAGACUGCGGUCUGCAUGGCCAGGCCUCCAAGGUCACUCCCCAGGACCUGCCCCCCACCGCCACCCCAUCCUCCAUGGCCAACUUCCUGUACAGCACUUCGAUGCCCAACCACACCAUCCGGGAACUCAAGCAGGAGGCGCCCACCUGCCCGUUGACCCCCAGCGACCUGGGCUUGGGCUGGCCUGUGCCUGAGCCCCAGGUCCCCAGUGCCCAAGAUUUCUCCGACUGCUGUGGACAGAAGCCCGCAGGACCUGCUGGGCCUCUCAUCCAGAAUGUCCAUGCUUCCAAGCGCAUCCUCUUCUCCAUUGUCCACGACAAGUCAGAGAAGUGGGACGUCUUCAUCAAGGAGAUGGAGGACAUCAACACACUGCGGGAGUGCGUGCAGAUCCUGUUUAACAGCAGAUACGCGGAAGCCCUGGGCCUGGACCACAUGGUUCCUGUCCCCUAUAGGAAGAUUGCCUGUGACCCCGAGGCUGUGGAAAUUGUGGGCAUCCCAGACAAGAUCCCCUUCAAGCGGCCUUGUACUUAUGGGGUGCCCAAGCUGAAGCGGAUUCUGGAGGAGCGGCACAGCAUUCACUUCAUAAUCAAGAGGAUGUUUGAUGAACGCAUUUUCACAGGGAACAAGUUUACCAAAGACCCCGUGAAGCUGGAGCCAGCCAGCCCACCAGAAGAUACUUCCACAGAGGUCUGUAGGGACGCUAUGCUGGACCUGGCUGGGACUGCUUGGUCAGACAAGAGCAGCGUCUCUGAAGACUGUGGGCCAGGAACCUCAGGAGAGUUAGGAAUGUUGAGGCCCAUCAAAAUUGAGCCAGAGGAGCUGGACAUCAUUCAGGUUACUGUCCCAGACCCUUCACCAACUUCGGAGGAGAUGGCGGACUCACUACCUGGGCAUCUGCCCUCGGAGGAUUCCGGUUAUGGGAUGGAAAUGCCGGCUGACAAAGGCCCCAGUGAGGAGCCAUGGCCAGAAGAGAGGCCGGCAGAAGAAAGCCCUGGUGAUGUGAUCCGGCCCUUGCGGAAGCAGGUGGAGAUGCUGUUCAACACGAAAUAUGCCAAAGCCAUUGGUACCUCGGAGCCAGUCAAGGUACCCUACUCCAAGUUCCUGAUGCACCCUGAGGAGCUGUUCGUCCUGGGCCUGCCCGAAGGCAUCUCCCUUCGCAGACCCAACUGCUUUGGGAUCGCCAAGCUUCGGAAGAUCCUGGAAGCUAGCAACAACAUCCAGUUUGUCAUCAAGAGACCCGAACUGCUCACCGAUGGUGUCAAAGAGCCUGUUAUGGACACUCAAGAGAGGGACUCCUGGGACCGUCUCGUGGACGAGACCCCGAAGAGGCAGGGCCUUCAAGAAAAUUACGACACCAGGCUCUCGCGGAUCGACAUCGCUAACACGCUUAGGGAACAAGUCCAAGAUCUGUUUAACAAGAAAUACGGUGAAGCCUUGGGCAUCAAAUACCCAGUGCAGGUACCCUACAAACGAAUCAAAAGCAACCCGGGCUCCGUCAUCAUCGAGGGCCUGCCUCCCGGGAUCCCAUUCCGCAAACCCUGCACCUUUGGCUCCCAGAACCUGGAAAGGAUCCUCUCUGUGGCUGACAAGAUCAAGUUCACAGUCACCAGGCCCUUCCAGGGACUCAUCCCAAAGCCCGACGAGGAUGACGCCAACAGGCUCGGGGAGAAGGUGAUCCUCCGGGAGCAGGUGAAGGAGCUCUUCAAUGAGAAAUACGGAGAGGCCCUGGGACUGAAUCGGCCUGUGUUGGUCCCUUACAAACUGAUCCGGGACAGCCCAGAUGCUGUGGAGGUGAAAGUCCCGGAUGACAUCCCCUUCCGGAACCCCAACACCUACGACAUCCAUCGGCUGGAGAAGAUCCUGAAGGCCAGGGAGCAUGUACGGAUGGUUAUCAUCAACCAGCUCCAACCUUUUGCAGAAGUCUGCAAUGAUGCCAAGGUGCCAGCCAAAGACAUUCCCAAGCGCAAGAGAAAGCGGGUCUCGGAAGGCAACUCGGUCUCCUCCUCUUCCUCCUCUUCAUCCUCGUCCUCUAACCCAGAGUCUGUGGCAUCCACCAACCAGAUCUCCCUCGUGGUAAAGUCACGCAGAUCCGAACUUCACCCCAGUUCUGUGUGGCCUGUGCCCCACCCUCGGGCAGGGCCGCCCACAGCUCCAGGAACCGGGAGGCACUGGGCCCUGAGAGGGACUCCACCAACCUCAGAGGUGCAGGCGCACCCACUGGCUUUGCCCACGAGAUAG